Kluyveromyces marxianus DMKU3-1042 is the source of this 834-nucleotide messenger RNA. RefSeq names its product Cap1p (gene CAP1). Gene Ontology annotation, biological process: barbed-end actin filament capping; actin cytoskeleton organization. Gene Ontology annotation, molecular function: actin filament binding. The transcript is spliced from 2 exons. NCBI's taxonomy places the organism in Eukaryota, Fungi, Ascomycota, Saccharomycetes, Saccharomycetales, Saccharomycetaceae. Gene Ontology annotation, cellular component: actin cortical patch; F-actin capping protein complex. The record is from RefSeq and is a predicted model, not a curated record. The coding region runs from base 1 to 834 and encodes 277 amino acids.
AUGACACGCUCUAGUGCAUGCAGUAUCUGUAUAAUGUCUAAAUUUGAAGAAAUUGUCAGAGAAAUCGUAUUCGACUCGCCUCCAGAGGAGAUACCUUUGGUUUAUAACAACUUGCAAGUCCUAAGCAAUGGAGACAGCAAACAAGAGAUCAUCUCCAUCAUUCAAGAGUUCAAUGAAAAAGUCAGAGUGCCAGUAAAGUACGAUGGUGAAAACUACGUGCUUAGUGAAUACAAUAAAUCUGGAAGUAAGUAUUUUGAUCCAGUAAAGAAGGUUUUAUUCUCAGUAGACCCAGUUUCUCGCGAGGUAAGCGACGUCGAAGAGUUACAAGAGCAGGAAUUGGUGGCUACAGACGUUCAAGAUAGCUUAUAUGGUGAUUUAUCAAAGUACGUCUCGAAGGCCUUCCCUGAAACUGCGGCUUACGGCGUUUUCAAGACGAAGAAGAGCGAGAACGAGUAUGCGAUCGUUAUUGUGAGCAAUAAGAAGAGCCUUGGCGACUUCUGGACCGGCAAUUGGGUUUCUGAAUACAUCUAUAACGCGGUCAGUGACAGUAUCAGUGGGAAGGUCUCUGUUGACGCUCACUAUUUCGAAGAUGGAAACGUCCGUUUCAAAUCCUCGGCUCCUCUAGAAGAAGAGACAUCUACUUCUCCAGUGGUAAGCAUCAAGAGAUUCGAAAAUAACUUUGAAAAGAACCUCAUCGAGAAGUUCCAGUACAUGAAUGAAACACAAUUCAAGGGCUUGAGAAGAAGACUACCUGUGACAAGAGCUAAGAUCAAUUGGGGACAAGGUAUCGGUAACUACAGAUUAGGUAGAGACGCAGCUCAAGGAACAAACUAA